CGGGGCCCGGGCGGUCCCGCAGCAGCAGCGCCGGCGGGAGCGGGAGCAGCGGCCGCGGAGCCCCCGCAGGAGUCAGGCUGAAGAAUAAUGAAUUAAAGUGACUGACAUCAUGACAACCAUAAGACAGAGGAGGGUUGGAAAAGGCACAGAAGCAGCGGAAGAUCAGCCUUCAGAGGAGACAAAUGUGAAGCCUGAUGGGAAAAUUCCAUCUGAUCAUACAGGUGGAAAGCUAUGGAACAUACUCUCAGUAACUGUUGGUGGAAUUGUUGCCAUGUCUCUUGGACUUCUUACUUCUGUUUAUGUUGCUACCCUGCAUGAAAAUGACCUGUGGUUUUCCAAUAUUAAGGAAGUGGAAAGAGAAAUUUCAUUCAGGACUGAAUGUGGACUUUAUUAUUCCUACUACAAACAGAUGAUUCAGGCUGCUUCCAUACAGCAAGGUUUACAUGGUUUAGUAUAUGACAAUAAAACUGAAUCUGUGAGGACAAUUAACAUACUUGAAAGAAUGAAUGUUUACCAGGAGGUGUUUCUCAGCAUUCUGUAUAGGAUUCUUCCAAUUCAGCAAUACCUAGAGCCUGUUUAUUUUUAUAUCUACACUUUGUUUGGACUUCAGGCAGUUUAUGUCAUUGCUCUGUAUGUAACAAGCUGGCUUCUUAGUGGAACAUGGCUUUCAGGGUUGUUGGCAGCUUGCUGGUAUAUUACAAACAGAGUAGAUACCACAAGGGUAGAAUUCACCAUUCCUCUAAGAGAGAACUGGGCACUACCGUUCUUUGCUGUUCAGAUAGCAGCCAUCACAUACCUACUCAGAACUCAUUUACAGCCUGUUCAAGAAAGACUAACACUUAUGGCUGUAUUCAUAGCAACGUUUCUCUUUAGCCUGACUUGGCAAUUUAACCAGUUCAUGAUGCUGAUACAAGCACUGGCAUUAUUCAUACUGGACUGCUUGGACAUGCUGCCCACAGCAAAGGUUACGUGGCUCUAUAUCAUUCAGAUUUCUGGAUUACUGCUCGUCUGUGUCCUACAGUUCUUUAAUUCUAUGAUUCUUGGAUCACUACUUAUAAGUUUUAAUGCUUCUGUCUUGGUAGCAAGAACAAUCCAGAAAAACCUAAAAAAGGGUGGCUUGCUUAACAGGCUUGGGAAACUUAUCCUGCAUGUUCUGUUAGUCUUGUGCUUGACUCUCCUGAUAAAUAAAUUCAUCAAGAAAAUUCUUAAUCUUGAGUCAGAUGAACAUAUAUUCAAAUUUCUGAAAGCAAAAUUUGGGUUUGGAGCAACAAGAGAUUUUGAUGCCAACCUGUAUCUCUGUGAAGAAGCUUUUGGUUUAUUACCAUUAAACACCUUUUCAAGGCUCUCGGAUACGUUACUUUUUUACGUUUACGUAUUUGUUCUCUUCCUUAUGGCAGUGGCAGCUGUAAUUGUUGCCUUUAGGAACCUCAGUGGUUCAAAUCAAGUCAAGUUAAUGGAAAAGAUGGAAGAGUGCACAAUAACACUGAAGCCUGAUGCUGCUUACAGCUUGGUUCACACAGUUCUUUUUGGAUGUCUGGCAUUAAGCACAAUGAGAAUGAAGUACCUUUGGACAUCCCACAUGUGUGUGUUUGCAUCCUUUGGCCUGUGCAGCACAGAAGUUUGGAAACUUAUCCUGAAGUGUGUCCAUCUCUACACAUCCCAGAGGGCACAGGUGCUUAAAUAUUCUAUACCAAUAAUUACAUUACUGUACAUUUCAUAUAAGUUCUGGCCAGGAAUAAUGGAUGAACUAUCAGAGCUGAGAGAAUUCUAUGACCCAGACACUGUGGAGCUGAUGAACUGGAUUAAGUCAAACACUCCAAACACAGCAGUGUUUGCUGGGAGCAUGCAGCUAUUAGCAGGAGUCAAACUGUGCACUGGACGGACCUUAACUAACCAUCCCCAUUAUGAGGAUAAGAAUCUGAGGGAGAGAACAAAGCAGAUUUAUCAGAUCUAUGCCAAGCGAUCUCCUGAGGACGUGCACGGAAUCCUGCGGUCCUUUGGCACGGACUACGUGAUCCUGGAGGACAGCAUUUGUUAUGAGAGGAGGCACAGCAGAGGCUGCCGCUUACGGGACCUGCUUGAUGUAGCCAAUGGCCAUAUCAUGGAUGGUUUGGGAGAGAACGCACCCGAUUUGAAACCUGCGUUGUAUCCUCGCUUCUGUGAGGAAAUUAAGAAAAACCUUCCUUCUUACACCACACACUUCACCAGAGUGUUUCAAAACAAAACAUUCCAUGUUUACAAACUUGCCAAGCAUAAAUAACAUUUCCAACCAUGGCUUCAAGUGCCUCCUUUUUGAAUUCUUUGGGAAUGUGUGCAGAUAUGAGUUUCGAAGCUUGAGUGUGUGAUUGCAGAAUCAGUGAGUGCAGAUUCAGCAAACAAGUUUGAAGAUUAAAACUUUAAUCCUUGUCCAGCAUUUUUAGUGAUCAGAGACAUACUGUUUUAUAACAUUAAGUGUUAAAUGAUGGACUGUUACGUAUUUCUAGUGAGACUAAAGGCUGGAGCAUGCUUGAUACAUGUUGCAUGUUUGUAUCCUUCUAAAGUGCUCAGAACAAACAAAACCCCAAAUUUCUCAGUUUGCAUUCUCACACCACUGUUUUCUGUAUAUACUUUCUGAACUCCAGGGGAUCCUUUUUCUCCCCAUGAGAAUCCUAGUAGGAUAUCAAAAUUGAACACUGCCAACCUUACAAAAGAAAAACUCAUCCCUAAAUCAGCAGGAAAAUUCGGUAUUUAAGAUAUGUUCAGCUACUGGAGCUUUGCUUUGUGUUAUUUCAGACACUAAGCUCUAUAUUUUAGCACAAAAUCAUUGUGUCCUUGCUCUUUAUCCUAAAACAGAGACUACAGGUAUUUUAAAAUACUUGGAAGGUUAAGUGAAGCCAGGCCUCUGUGCUGAGAAUUUUGUGAUUUGUUUGUACCCGUUGUCUUUUUACCAGCCAGAACUUUGUGAAUUGUACUGAAUUGCUAAAUGCUAUGGAGGUACAUGGCUUUUGCUGUGUUUUAGCACUUCUUUGGUUUUAGAUUGAAAUUAGAGAUUAAAUCUGGAAGUCUCACAGUGCUCUCCAUCUUAAGAGAUCCACCGGGAUCAUUUGUUUCUUGUGAAGAACACAACUGUAAUAAUCAAGUGCCUCUAGGCCCAGGUUGAAUUAACAUUUGAACACCUAUAAGAGUGUUUGUGGCCUUGCAAAUAACUCAGUUAUAGUAAUUACCACUGCAAUUAAUUUCUAAUGAUGGGAAACUGAAAGUGCUACAGAUAGCAAACUCCACAUUUAAUUUAAUCAAGAUGUGUAAUGAGAUUAGCUUUCACAACUGAGCUGGGUUCCAAUUCCAAGUGAUUUAAGUGUUUUUCCUUUUCAGUUGUACCAAGGUAAAUUACCAGAGAGAUGGAGAUGGUUAUGUCAUAUGCUCAAACAAUUUUAUAUUCAGUAAAUACUCAUUAAACAAUGUUCAACAUCUUCCUGCAUUUCUGGCUGACACAAAAGGCGAGUGUGCUGUAGUCAGGGUGUGUUAAAUCACACACUGACAGGAGCUGGGUUGUUAAACUCAGCAGCUGAAACUCCUGAGUAAUUCCUAGCCUGUAUCCCUUAAUGAGGUUGGAGACCACCGCAGUUUAACAUAAUACAAUAAUAAAACAUUUUAAUCAGUAUUAAAACUUUAAUUAGGCCUGUAAUGAUGCAUGGCUGUUCUUGCUGCAAGCCCGGGUCAGUGAAUCCCUCAAUGAGUGCCUUCAGUAAUUGAAAACAAGCACAGGAAAGGUAAAGUAUGUCUGGGCUGUGCUGGCUUGUUCUAAAAUGCAAUUGGAUCUUUCUGGAAUGGUGCAGUAACUUUCCUCUGAUGGAGGUGAGGGACUCCCAGGCCCAGUGGUACCCUAUGCUUUUCAGAAUUUACUUACAGGUAAUAACUGAGAUUAAGAAGUCUUGACUGUAACAAUAAUUAUUUUUAAACAGACUUGGUUCAAAAAUGCCAUCUCUAAUAUUGCCAAAGGAGAAAUUUAACCUUUUCACAGAAACUACCAAGUGCACAUUGGUUUGGUUUUUAAACAGAAAGACCUAUUUUCAGAAAGGUUUAACACUAAGGGAUAUUCCAGAGACAGUAGUGCAGCAUUCAGACACCAACCUCCCUAAAACAGUAAAUCCAAGAAUGCCAAGGAACAAAAGCACUUACCAGAGCUCAGAGGAGCAGAAGGACACCAACCCAGCCCUGGAGGAGAGGGAACAGCUCUUCCCUGCCCCUGUGUAAGGCUGACUGGGGAGGCAGGGCCAGCUGGGAAGGGUCAGGGCUGCGGGGAGAGGGGCUGCACCUCCCAUUGCCACAGGUGGGUGGUGUUUUAAUUGGUAAUUAUUUUAUCUACUUCCUGUGUCUUGCUGUGAUCUCCAUUCACUGCAUUAAAAAUGUGCAGUUUUUGUUAAAAUAACUCUCAUAUUCUUGAACGACAUCAUCCUGAUGCACCUUAUUUCCAAGUGGUUGCCCUACAUCACUGUCCCAGUCAAUUAGGGAUGAUCCACCCCCAGGAACAACCCUCCUGGCAGUGCAUGUACCAAGUCUUAUAGCAGUGGGAAUGGCAGGGACAUGACAUGUGUGUUCUUGGUGUCCUCGAGGACUUUCAAGCUGCACAUUAUCAGUGGGACUGUGGUAUGAAUUACUUUUUUUAGAUUGCAGAGAUGAAAUGUUAUCAAGGAGCCAGAACGUUUUUAGGAGAGGAAAGCCUUUGAGAUCCAUAAGUGUAUUUUCAUUUCUUGUUUCAGUGUUCUGCUGGUGAGAUCUAACAUAGUUAUUUUAUAAUAUGUUGUUGUAAAGAGAUGUAAUGACUAUUGUAUACUAAAUAAAUUGUGUAA
This is a messenger RNA of Lepidothrix coronata (blue-crowned manakin), 4829 nucleotides long. RefSeq names its product dpy-19 like 3 (C. elegans) (gene DPY19L3). Gene Ontology annotation, cellular component: nuclear inner membrane. The record is from RefSeq and is a predicted model, not a curated record. Gene Ontology annotation, molecular function: mannosyltransferase activity. Bases 110 to 2260 code for a protein of 716 amino acids. The transcript has 20 exons. NCBI's taxonomy places the organism in Eukaryota, Metazoa, Chordata, Aves, Passeriformes, Pipridae.